AUGGUAGUCAUAGCCGUGAGAGCAAACGAGUUCACCGAGGGAGGCCCUCUGUACUCCCAUAUCAGCGUCCUGGGACUCAUGAGCCUCCCUCAGAGCCUCCAGUGGCUGGUCUCAGACCCCCAAACAGAGGCUAAGAAAUUCAAUUUCUCACUCCUCUGGGAUGGUUUAGGUCUGGCCUGUGGAUUCUCCAUGAGGAAAGGGGAAAGAGUAGGGGUCCUAUGUCAUGUGUAUGUCUUUCUUAAGGAUCUGCUGUGGAAGAGAUUUGGCUGGGUGCAUGGAGUUUCAUGUAGAGGCAAUGAACCUUCUCUCCGGAACUGCAACCUAGAACAAUGGAGUUGGAAAAACUGCUCCCAUGACUGGUUUAAUGCUGUUCUUUGUUCAGAGAGUCCCUACUUUAAAGCAAUGCUGGUGAAAGGAAACAGUCCCUGUUCUGGGUUUAUGGGACAGAUGGUAGAAGGAAAUCGUUUGGUGAUCACUUGUGGCCUUCGGAGAGAAGAGGCCACUGUUCUUUGCAGAGAGCUAGAAUGUGGUUCAGCUCUUCAACCCUCCAUUGACACCCCUCUAAGAGAAGAUUUUGGAAACGCAUCCAGGGCUGUGACCUGUCAGGGCACUGAGCCUACUGUCCUAAACUGCUUGCUUCAACAAAAAUUUUUCGGUCUCUGUAAUCUAGACUCAAACCCUCAAGUGAUCUGUUCAGAGCACCGGGAGGUGCGCCUGGUGGGUGGUGAGCACCCGUGUGCGGGGCGCCUAGAGGUGCGGCGGGGCCUGGAGUGGGGCACGGUCUGCCAUUCGGACCUGGACCUGGCCACAGCUCACGUGGUCUGCCGGGAGCUGCGCUGCGGAGCCGCUGUGUCCACGCUGGGGGCUGCUCGCUUCGGCCAGGGGAUGGCCCUGCUGUGGACCCAGGAGACCUUCCGCUGUCAAGGGAAUGAGUCUCUCCUGUUCCAUUGCCCCCGCGGUCCCGCGCGGACGAAGCCCUGCUCCCAUAGCCGGGACGUCGCCAUCCGCUGUUCAGAGUACAGGCUGGUGAAUGGCAGCAGCCGCUGCGAGGGGCGAGUGGAGCUGCAGGUUGGGGAGUCUUGGGGCUCCUUGUGUGCUUCCCACUGGGACCUGGCGGAUGCCCACGUCCUCUGCCGCCAGCUGGGCUGUGGGGUAGCACUGGAGACUGUGGGCAGAGCAUCCUUCGGGGCAGGAGAUGGCCCCGCCUGGACCGAUGCCUUUCACUGCACGGGGACGGAGCCCCAUUUGUGGAACUGCCCUCGGAGCGGCCUAGGUGCCGCCAUCUGCCCACCUGACCAUGUGGCUUACGCUGUCUGCUCCGGAGAGUCAGCGGAAGCGCUGCGGCUGCAGGGCGGGCAGACCCGGUGUGACGGCCGCGUGGAGAUCUCCCUGCGGGGCGUCUGGAGCAGGAUCGUGGCCGAGGCCUGGGGUCUGGCGGAGGCCGGGGUGGUAUGCCGACAGUUGCGCUGCGGAGAGGCCCGGAGAGCCUACAGUCUCGAUCCGACGGCCCACGGCCCAGAGGCCACCGCCAUGGGGCUCAGCGAUGUCACUUGUGCCGGGAACGAAACCCACCUGACCCAGUGCCGCGUCUCCAUCGCCCCGCUGUCUCCUGUGGGGAUGGCCUGGGACGUGGGCGUCAUCUGCUCUGGUGAUGAAGGCCUGCGUCUGGCAGGAGGCCCAGGGCGCUGUGCCGGGCGCGUGGAGGUGCUUCACGAUGGGCGCUGGGGGACGGUCUGCGACGACUCCUGGGACCUGGAGGACGCCCAGGUGGUCUGCCGGCAGCUGAGCUGCGGCGAGGCCCUCGAGGCCCCUGCCUCCACCGGGCAGGGGGCCGGGUCGGGGCCCAUCUGGCUGGAUGAGCUGGGCUGCGUGGGGAACGAGUCUCACCUCUGGCAGUGCCCCUCUGCAGGCUGGGGCCAGCACGACUGCCACCACAAGGAGGACGUCGGCGUUCUCUGCUCGGAGUUCACAGAUGUGCGGCUCACUGGCGGUUCCUGGGCCUGUACUGGGCAUCUGGAGGUUUUCUACAAUGGGACGUGGGGAAGCGUGUGCCAUAAUUCCCUUUCGGAUGUCUCCCUCACCGUGAUAUGCAAACAGCUGCAAUGUGGAUUGCGGGGGCGGCUGUUGGACACACCGGAAACAGAAUCCAGAAUCCAGGAUCCAGAAUCCAGGUUUACCUGGGUGGACCACAUCGAAUGUCGGGAGAAGCACCACACCUCUCUGUGGCAGUGCCCCUCCGCACCUUGGCAUCCACACUCGUGCCCCGGGACGGAAGAAGCCUGGAUUAGCUGCCAAGAAGAGUCAGAUGAAAAAAAUGAGAACCCAGGAGACACUCUUAAAUGCUCAGUCUUCAACAACUGCACAGGGACAGAGGUGUCAUUUCCAGUGCAGGAGAAGGUGCGCGUGCGGGGCGGCGAGGAUGGCUGCUCUGGACGCGUGGAGGUGUGGCACAGUGGGUCCUGGGGCACGGUGUGCGACGAUGCCUGGGACCUGAAGGAUGCACAAGUCGUGUGCCGACAGCUGGGUUGCGGAGCAGCACUGGCAGCCCUGGGACGGGCGGCCUUCGGCCCGGGGAAGGGCACCGUCUGGCUGGACGAGGUCCAGUGCCACGGCAGCGAGGCCUCUCUCUGGGACUGUCCGGCCGCCCCCUGGGGCCGCACCAACUGUGACCACAAGGAAGAUGCCGCUGUCAACUGUUCUGGUGAGAGACAAAUGAUAACCUUGCCAACGGAAACAGAUUUUAGAAAAGAUGUGAAUGCUCUCCCUGAGGACAUCUAUGAAGAAAUCGCAAGCUCUAUAGAGUCCAAUUAUGAGGAGAUAGAAGAGACUGACAAGAAUCCAGUGGGAAAGGAUUACGAUGAAUUUUCAGACACUGAGGCCAAGCUGGUGGAUGAGAAGAAGGGGCCAGCUUUUUCAGACUCCUUAAAAAAUGAGGUCACUGAAGAAGGUUUUCAGAAACAGUCAGAGAGGGAGAAUUAUGAUGAUGUCAUGAUGGUGGAGGAGGAGAGGGAGGUAGAUGAAGAGAUGGGGGAGGAGGAUGCCAAGGAAAAGGCCAGUGAAUCAGUUUGA
Molecule: messenger RNA, 3069 nt
Organism: Ornithorhynchus anatinus (platypus)
Lineage: Eukaryota; Metazoa; Chordata; Mammalia; Monotremata; Ornithorhynchidae
Product: scavenger receptor cysteine-rich domain-containing protein SCART1-like
Exons: 16
Coding region: 1-3069 (1022 amino acids)
Cellular component (GO): membrane
Source: RefSeq, a predicted model, not a curated record